This is a messenger RNA of Chelmon rostratus (copperband butterflyfish), 3497 nucleotides long. Its product is annotated as protein Wnt-7a. The transcript is spliced from 4 exons. Lineage: Eukaryota; Metazoa; Chordata; Actinopteri; Chaetodontiformes; Chaetodontidae. The record is from RefSeq and is a predicted model, not a curated record. Gene Ontology annotation, cellular component: extracellular region. Gene Ontology annotation, molecular function: frizzled binding; cytokine activity. Gene Ontology annotation, biological process: neuron differentiation; canonical Wnt signaling pathway; positive regulation of JNK cascade. The coding region runs from base 181 to 1230 and encodes 349 amino acids.
CCACCGGACACCUACCAAAUGAAAUCAGGACGAGUGCGUUUCCACAAACUUUGGUUUGUCCCGAGGAGCUUUGGUCCCGUCUGCAGCCCGGAACACCUGGACGCCCCGCGGGACUCGCUGGAGGAAUAAGGCUGGUUGUUGCAACAGCAGAGCAUUAAUACACCGGCUGGGCUGAGCACCAUGAGUAGGAAGACACGGCGCUGGAUUUUCCAUUUUUUCCUGUGCCUUGGAAUAGUGUAUCUGAAAAUCGGGGGUCUGUCAUCGGUGGUUGCGCUUGGAGCGAGCAUCAUCUGCAAUAAAAUCCCCGGCCUGGCCCCCCGUCAGAGGACUAUCUGUCAGAGCCGACCCGACGCGAUCAUAGUGAUCGGAGAAGGAGUUCAGAUGGGGAUCAAUGAGUGUCAGUUUCAGUUCAGACACGGACGCUGGAACUGCUCGGCCCUGGGGGAGAGGACCGUGUUCGGGAAGGAGCUCAGAGUGGGCAGCAAGGAGGCUGCGUUCACCUACGCGAUCAUCGCCGCCGGAGUCGCCCACGCCGUCACUGCGGCCUGCACCCAGGGGAGCCUGAGCGGCUGCGGCUGCGACAAGGAGAAGCAGGGUUUCUACAACCAGGAGGAGGGCUGGAAGUGGGGCGGCUGCUCUGCUGACGUCCACUAUGGCCUGGGUUUCUCGAAGGUGUUUGUGGACGCCCGGGAGAUCAAGCAGAAUGCCAGGACUCUCAUGAAUUUGCAUAACAAUGAAGUGGGACGCAAGGUCCUGGAGAAGGGCAUGCGCCUGGAGUGCAAGUGUCACGGCGUGUCGGGCUCCUGCACCACCAAGACGUGCUGGACGACGCUCCCCAAGUUCCGCCAGCUGGGAUACAUCCUCAAGGACAAGUACAACCAGGCGGUGCACGUGGAGCCGGUACGAGCCAGCCGCAACAAGCGGCCCACCUUCCUGAAGAUCAAGAAGCCGCACUCCUACCGCAAGCCCAUGGACACGGAGCUGGUCUACAUCGAAAGGUCGCCCAACUACUGCGAGGCCGACCCUUUGACCGGCAGCAUGGGAACGCAGGGCCGCCUCUGCAACAAGACGGCUCAGCAGCCCAACAGCUGCGACCUGAUGUGCUGCGGUCGAGGAUACAACACGCACCAAUACUCCCGCGUCUGGCAGUGCAACUGCAAGUUCCUGUGGUGCUGCUACGUCAAGUGCAACACCUGCAGUGAGAGGACAGAGGUGUACACCUGUAAAUAGAAGUAUUUAUUGGACGCGUACUGAGACACACAGCCAGACCGGACCGUGUGUGAAUGUGUGUGCAUGCGUCUCGUCGAUGUAUUUCAGAAUAAGAGUCCUCUGAGGCUGACAGACACACACGGAGCGACUGCCUCGACUCCUCUGCCGUGUGUUGAUUAUACUGAUGCCAAUGGACAUCUGCCAUGACACUGGACUCCACCUGUGGGCUCAUGAGUCGUAUUUUAUUGUAGAAUUUGAAUGCCAUUUCAUGCUCCAGGCCUGACCGACCUGCAGGCCACGCUGGUCUAUUGCAUGACUCACCUCAAACAGUGCUAGUUUUUUUUCUUUCCUAGACUAAUAAUUUAUUCAAUGAGAAAACUACUGAUGAUUUUGACUAAAUCUGGUCAGGUUUUAAGAUGGUGUAGGUGCCUUUUAGUGACAAAAUAUUCAAGCGCACUUAAAAGCAAAAGGAAUUUUAUUUUUAUUUUUUAUUUUUUACCAAGACAACUGACACACUGGAGCUGAAAACUGAAACUCGACUGAAAGGCAUGUUUGGGACCCUGCAGCUUCUGUGCAUUAAGCCUAGCAGAAGAACAUGAAACUACUGAUCCCGGGCUUGGUAUGAUAGUGUUUUGGGUUUUUUUUCGAUGUGUUUUUGUUCCCUCUCCCCAACAGUCUGCUGCUAGUUGUCUGGAAAGUUAUGGGGUUUGUGACUGAGCAGCCAUUUUGACUCCUCAAGCUAAGCUGACGCCACCAGAAGCAAACGCGAGCUUCCAGACAGAAAUUCCCCUGUAUGUUGUUUGAUAGAAUAUAUUUUGUAAGAGAUUAUUUUUAUAUAAUAUUUUUUUUUAAUUUAUUUUCUAUCUCCGUGUAAGAUAUUUUCCCUUAACAUUUCUAACUGUUCAGUUACUGAGUGUCUGAAAGAGAAAAUGACCCACUGAAAGCCUGUUUUCAGAAUGUGCCUCGUUCCUCAGCAGGAGAAUAUGUCAGCAUUAUGCUGAUGUGGCCUUGUGAAUGUCAGAAACAUGGUUUCACCUUGCCAUGCUGUGUAUGGACGUUGUUGCUUGUGUGACUCAGUGCUAUCUCUUGUACAGGGUUUCUCUGAAAAGGUAAAAGGUGUUUUCGUGGUUCACGAUCCAUAUUCUAAAAAACGCUAGUAUCUGCUGCAGCAUUCGCCUUUAUGAUUGGAACAAAGUUAAACAACGAUUCAUAUGUUAGCCAAUAAAAGAUACAGCUCUUAUGAAGGGUUAACUGCGCGGUACAGGAGUGAUAUGUCAGUGUAACAGUUGGUCCUUUGCUAGUCUCUCCCUGUGCAUGGCUGUAAUCUCUGUUGUCUAAAAAACAUCACUGUUUCAGCCUCGACCAGCCGCGGCCACUCCACCGCUCUCUUCUGCUGAGCUGCAAAUAUUAAACCUGCAAACGUCUUCAGUGGUGAAAAACAGAAAUAACAAAUACAUCUAAAUAAAUACUAUAUUAAGUGUCGGCAUGAUGUUGUGUUCAGAGGCUGGAUUUAAAUCCUUUGUGUGAAUACAAAUGAGAUGAGAUUAUUUAAGUUGAGGGAGAGAGUCUGGGAGCUAUGCUUUCAUGUCAGAUCUCUGUUAGAGUAAUGAGUGAUCCACAGAUAUGCAGUUUGUCCUUCUUGUCAAGUCUUUCUCUAACCAGGGAGGGCUGGGUAUCAUUUCAUACAAACAUAGUUUGACCUUUCAUGCCUUUUAUUAGAGAGAGGACAGGAAAUGAGGGGAGAUGUGUGACAUAAAACAAGGAUGUGCACCUGCAGCACCUGGAUGCACCAGCUGAGUAUCAUUUAACAUUUUUUGCUGUCACUGUGUUUCAGUAUCAAUACAAAAUAAAAGAAAUACUGAAUAGAACAAGAUGAAAGUUUUGAUUUAGAUCGUGAAAUAAAUAAACGACAGACCAAGCAUUCACUCACAACCUUUUACAGUUUUUCAUACGUGGUCCAAUGGAUACGCUUCAGCCAGUACUCAACAAGUAUAAAGUUUAAUACCCAGCCUUAAUACUUACAUUUAAAACAGUCAGACGUACCUCUACAGGGACUGUAGCAACCCGUUGGGAUGGUGCUGCAUGGUGACAGGUUGAUUAUGGAUGGAACAGGAGGGGGUGUUACAUGGUUACGGCUGCAGAAACCCUGCAGCUCUCUUGUUUGGUUAUUAUAAAGAGAGUUUCCAGUGAAGCGUCAGUCAGUGCUGACGCAGUCCUCAUUAAAGGUUGUUCUUGUAUGUGACUGAACUGAUGAAAUGAUAUCACCCGACUGCUGUAGUGCUCUUAAA